Molecule: messenger RNA, 419 nt
Organism: Parathielavia appendiculata
Lineage: Eukaryota; Fungi; Ascomycota; Sordariomycetes; Sordariales; Chaetomiaceae
Exons: 1
Coding region: 54-269 (71 amino acids)
Source: RefSeq, a predicted model, not a curated record
GGGGCGUUCGCUCUUUCAAUGAACAAAUCGAUGGAAGACAUCACGACGACCAAAUGACGAGCCAGCCCGGAGUCCUAAAUUGGGCCAUUUUCUUGUCGUUUUCUUAUGGUGUUGGGUGGGUUUUACGUGCGCCGCAUCCUGCAGGUGGCACAUGCUCGUUCCUGAGCGCCGACUACACGUCCCGGAUUCUCGCGAGUGAGGUCGCCACACUUAAACACGUCAAGAAACAUACUCCGAUUCCGGUGCCCGGAGUGUUCGCCUACAGGUGAGAUACGGUACCUUUAUCUCACGCUCAUCUAUCAACGAACUUUUCCUUCUUCCCCUUACUUCUUACCUUUGCCUCGAUCAUUCUCUUCCUCCUUGUCUUCCUCCUCCUCCUCUUCUUCUUUCUCUUCCUCCUCUUCUUCUACUUCUUCUUC